GCGGAGGGCACAUCUAGGCACAGGGCAGAAGGGGUCCUGUCAUGGUGCGGAACAAGUGAUUGAGGGAGGCAGCGCUAUGAGGGAGAGGCGCGGCUAAGCUCUUGCACACGAGAGUCGCCUCUCUCGACACCAUGGACAGGGCCCAGCGCCUGCGCCUCAUUCUUCAGGGCCUCAUUUGGGCAUGGAUCUACCGGCAUACAGAUGCGGCGGGGGGCAGUCUGUUGGAGGCGCUGGGCGUGGCUCAGCAGCCGAUGGGCGUGGAGCAGACCCGGGGGAUGUGCGACGACCGUGCAGGUCAGGGCCCCGACACCGCCUUCAAGGUCACCAAGCAGACUGUCCUCACCGUCCCGACGGCGCAGCUCUUUAAAGACCAAUUUCCCGAAGACUUUAGCAUCAUGGCCACCCUGAGACCCGACCAAGGCUCGAGCUCCGUGCUGUUCGGCUUGUACUCGGACGCCGGCGACGACCAGCUCCUGGUGGAGGUGGGCGACACCGUCAAGCUCUUCUACCAGGACGAGGAGGGGAAGCCCAAGGGAGGCAACGACCUGGAGUUCGGCGUCGCGAUCAACGACGGGAAGUGGCAUCGCCUCGGGCUCAGCGUGAAGGGAAACAGCAUCACUCUCCUGGUGGACUGCGAGACCAACACCACCCUGCUCCUCCGCCGCCCGUCGCCGUCGCACGUGUCCAACGCCGGCAUCAUCCUCCUCGGCCAACAGCUCCUCGAGGAGAAGUACUUCGCCGGCGACAUCCAACAGCUGGACAUCGUGUCGGGCCCGGAGGCCGCCUACGAGCACUGCGACUACUACAUGCCCGAAUGCGACUGGGAGCUGCCAGCCUCGCUCAGCGCCGGCCAGACGCAGUUCGAGUACGUGGACAGGACCGAAGAACAGCUGGUCUACAACGAGGAGGAAUUCGUUGCGGACAACGUCACGGGUUUGGACACCAGCGGGCUGGAGUACCCUCCGCCGCGCAUCCUGCGGGGCCACCCAGGACCCCAGGGCCCCCCGGGACCCAUGGGGCCCAAGGGCGACCCAGGCCGCGACGGAAUCCCGGGCACUGACGGCGUCUCAGGGCCGCCCGGUCACGUGUUCAUGAUCCCGCUCAACAUCGACGCCAACAACAAGGGACCGGACGCCAUGGUGCAGCAGCUGCAGAGCAUGCUGUCGCAGCACAUGGAUGCCAUGCGCGGCGCCGACGGCCCCAUGGGCCUCACGGGGCUGCCGGGUCCCGAGGGCCCGCCUGGUGAGACCGGGUACAAGGGCGAGCCCGGGGAGGUCGGAGAACCGGGUCCUCGAGGCUUGCGGGGCAACAUGGGCAUGGCUGGCCGCAUGGGGCGCCGCGGGCGGCCGGGGCGCGACGGCGAGCGAGGUCUGUCGGGCAUCCCGGGGUCCAAGGGCGAGCCGGGCCUGCGCGGCCUGCCAGGUAUACCUGGUGACAAGGGUCACCGAGGUCCCGUCGGCAUGACAGGACCUGUCGGUCUGCCGGGUCACGAGGGAAUGCCUGGCGAGGCCGGGACGCCCGGUGUCCCAGGUCUCCCCGGAGAGAUGGGUCCACGAGGCUUCAUCGGCCCCCGAGGCUUCCCUGGGCUUCCAGGACCUCCAGGGAUCCCAGGCAGCGAGGGCACCACGGGGCCGAAGGGCAGCAACGGCCCACCGGGACAACCUGGUCCGCCUGGCCAAGCCGGCCCCCUUGGCGCGAUCGGCCCACCCGGCCCUCAGGGCUUAAUCGGUCCACCUGGCCCCGCGGGUCCCCGAGGCAAGCCUGGCUUGGCCGGCCUUCCGGGCGCCGACGGCCUCCCCGGCCACCCCGGCAACCCGGGCAUCGUAGGAUCCAAGGGAGACAAAGGGCCGGUCGGGCCGCAGGGAACCCUCGGCUUCCCUGGGCCGCGCGGGGUCAAGGGCGACCAAGGGAACCGCGGGAUGCAGGGCGAGAAGGGCAGCAAGGGCGACCUGGGCCCCGACGGAGAGAAGGGAGACAUCGGCCCCAAGGGCGAGCGAGGCGAGGUCGGACCCGAGGGACAGACUGGCCUCGAGGGCCCCGAAGGACCCAAGGGCUUCGAAGGGCCGCGGGGCGAGACGGGACCCCCGGGCCCCAACGGCGAGAAGGGCAAGCUCGGAGUGCAGGGCUUCCCAGGGUACCCAGGUCCCCCCGGGGAUAAGGGUGACAAGGGCUCGCCGGGGCUGACGGGUCGAACGGGUGACAAGGGCGAGCGCGGGAACGUCGGUCUGCCCGGCGAACGGGGCGAGCAGGGCCCCAGGGGCUUCCGAGGCUCCCGCGGCCGCCGAGGAAAGAUGGGUCUGAACGGCCCCAAGGGCGACACCGGCCAGCCAGGACCCCCCGGGCCCAUUGGCGAGCAGGGUCCCCAGGGUCCCGAGGGCCCUAGGGGCUUCGCUGGUCCCGCUGGGCCACCUGGCGUCGACGGCAAGGACGGCAUCAUGGGGCCCCCGGGAGAGCGCGGUCCUCCGGGCGAAGCUGGGAACCAAGGAGCACCUGGGCCUCCGGGCGUGGUUGGCCCCAUGGGUUCCGCCGGCGAGCCUGGCCCCACCGGAGAUCCUGGUCCUGCCGGUACAUCGGGCGUGCCAGGGGAACCCGGAAGGCCGGGCGAGGCGGGCAAGGAGGGCGCUCCGGGUCCCAUGGGUCCUGCAGGAAAGACGGGCCCCGUGGGUCCUCCAGGUCCGCCGGGCUUCCCAGGAGAGCGAGGCUUGCCGGGCAUCCCCGGAGCAACGGGCCUGAAGGGCGAGAUGGGACCCCCAGGGCCAGCCGGAUCCACCGGGGACAAGGGCGCCAUGGGCUUGGCCGGCGAGGCAGGCCCACAAGGACCCAUGGGCAAGACCGGACCUCGAGGCAGCCGCGGUUCAUCCGGAGCCAAGGGAGAGAGUGGAGAUCCAGGCGUACCCGGACCGACUGGGCGCGAUGGUCUCCCCGGACCGAGAGGUCUACCUGGCCCCCCUGGCCCUGUCGGCGAACCGGGCGAGGACGGCGACAAGGGCGAGGCUGGUUCACCGGGAGAGAAGGGCUUCAAGGGCGACAAGGGCAACCAAGGUCCCGCAGGGCCUCCAGGUCCUCAGGGUCUGCGAGGUGCACCUGGAGCCCCGGGAGCACCCGGUGAACGCGGUUCCCCCGGCGGUAUGGGCCAUGCUGGCCGCAAGGGCGAGGACGGCCCACAGGGUCUUCCUGGCCCGACCGGACCACCCGGCCUCCAGGGCCUGCCUGGUCCCUCCGGCGUCAAGGGCGAGAAGGGAGACAUCGGCAAGAGAGGCCUCCCCGGCCCCCUCGCCAUCGGCGAGCAAGGCGUCCCCGGAAGCAAGGGCGGCCCUGGCCUCCCAGGACCCAACGGGCCCGACGGCCCCCAGGGUGCCAAGGGAGAUCCAGGCCAGACCGGCCCACCCGGUCCACCCGGCAAAGACGGCGAACACGGACGCGAAGGACCUGCCGGACCCAAGGGCGAGGAGGGCAAGCCAGGGCUCCAGGGAUCCCCGGGCAUUCGUGGCCCGAUCGGUCCGCCCGGCCCCAAGGGCAACGCCGGCCCACCCGGCUUCCCCGGCGCCGUGGGAGAACCCGGCAAGCAAGGGCCUAAGGGCAACCCCGGCAAGGACGGCGACGACGGCAAGGUCGGAGAGCCAGGGCCCCCCGGGGAGCCCGGCUCACCCGGCCAGAUGGGGCUCCCGGGCAGCAACGGAAAGCCGGGUCCUGAGGGGCCGGCUGGCGUGCAGGGGCCCCCAGGGCAGCCGGGAGAGAAAGGAGACACGGGCACGACUGGACCUGUGGGGCCUCCGGGUGCCACUGGGCCCCAGGGUCUUCCUGGACCUGAGGGGCUGCCUGGCUUGCGAGGAUCUCCUGGACCUGCUGGCGACCUGGGUCUUCCGGGCAAGGACGGAGCCCCAGGGCAACCAGGUCUUCCAGGUCUCCCGGGUCUCAAGGGCCAGAAGGGCUCCCGAGGCCGCCGCGGGCCGAAGGGACACCGCGGAGAGAUCGGCAUUUCCGGCCCCAAGGGCGACAUGGGCGAGAAGGGCGAGCCCGGCAAGAACGGGCCGCAAGGUCCAUCUGGCUUCAAGGGCGAACCCGGGCCUUUGGGCAUCUUAGGCAUGAAGGGUUCGGAUGGACCCCAGGGUCUGCCAGGUGACAUCGGACCUCCCGGGCCCAAGGGCGUGCCUGGAGCAACUGGCCCCAAAGGAGAACAGGGUCCUUCAGGUCCUCCAGGUCCUCCGGGUCCUCCAGGAGAACUGCCGUUGCUUCCUCCGGAGCUCCUCUUCCAGCGCGAUGCUCCCUACGAUCCUGACGACUCUGGCCGCUUCAAGAGGUCGCCAAGAGGCUCGGACGACUGUAGGAUAGGCGAAGUGUGUGACGACACCCCUGAAGAUGACAUCUCCCCCUCAGUGCCCGCUGGGGGGAGAGGUCGAGCAGGUGGUAGGAGACGCAGACCACCCUCAGCCGUCCCAGUGGAUAGUCUGUUGGAGGCGCUGGGCGUGGCUCAGCAGCCGAUGGGCGUGGAGCAGACCCGGGGGAUGUGCGACGACCGUGCAGGUCAGGGCCCCGACACCGCCUUCAAGGUCACCAAGCAGACUGUCCUCACCGUCCCGACGGCGCAGCUCUUUAAAGACCAAUUUCCCGAAGACUUUAGCAUCAUGGCCACCCUGAGACCCGACCAAGGCUCGAGCUCCGUGCUGUUCGGCUUGUACUCGGACGCCGGCGACGACCAGCUCCUGGUGGAGGUGGGCGACACCGUCAAGCUCUUCUACCAGGACGAGGAGGGGAAGCCCAAGGGAGGCAACGACCUGGAGUUCGGCGUCGCGAUCAACGACGGGAAGUGGCAUCGCCUCGGGCUCAGCGUGAAGGGAAACAGCAUCACUCUCCUGGUGGACUGCGAGACCAACACCACCCUGCUCCUCCGCCGCCCGUCGCCGUCGCACGUGUCCAACGCCGGCAUCAUCCUCCUCGGCCAACAGCUCCUCGAGGAGAAGUACUUCGCCAACUUCUCAUCCGCCAAUUCAGAUUUACCAGUAUUUAAAAAGAAUGCAUUACAGAUAGCAAGCGACAUCCAAACAGCUGGACAUCGUGUCGGGCCCGGAGGCCGGCCUACGAGCACUGCGACUACUACAUGCCCGAAUGCGACUGGGAGCUGCCAGCCUCUCCUCAGCGCCGGCCAGACGCAGUUCGAGUACGUGGACAGGACGAAGAACAGCUGGUCUACAACGAGGAGGAAUUCGUUGCGGACAACGUCACGGGUUUGGACACCAGCGGGCUGGAGUACCCUCCGCCGCGCAUCCUGCGGGCCACCCAGGACCCCAGGGCCCCCGGGACCCAUGGGGCCCAAGGGCGACCCAGGCCGCGACGGAAUCCCGGGCACUGACGGCGUCUCAGGGCCGCCCGGUCACGUGUUCAUGAUCCCGCUCAACAUCGACGCCAACAACAAGGGACCGGACGCCAUGGUGCAGCAGCUGCAGAGCAUGCUGUCGCAGCACAUGGAUGCCAUGCGCGCCGACUGGCCCCAUGGGCCUCACGGGCUGCCGGGUCCCGAGGGCCCGCCUGGUGAGACCGUACAAGGCGAGCCCGGGGAGGUCGGAGAACCGGGUCCUCGAGGCUUGCGGGGCAACAUGGGCAUGGCUGGCCAUGGGCGCCGCGGGCGGCCGGGGCGCGACGGCGAGCGAGGUCUGUCGGGCAUCCCGGGGUCCAAGGGCGAGCCGGGCCUGCGCGGCCUGCCAGGUAUACCUGGUGACAAGGGUCACCGAGGUCCCGUCGGCAUGACAGGACCUGUCGGUCUGCCGGGUCACGAGGGAAUGCCUGGCGAGGCCGGGACGCGUGUCCCAGGUCUCCCCGGAGAGAUGGGUCCACGAGGCUUCAUCGGCCCCCGAGGCUUCCCUGGGCUUCCAGGACCUCCAGGGAUCCCAGGCAGCGAGGGCACCACGGGGCCGAAGGGCAGCAACGGCCCACCGGGACAACCUGGUCCGCCUGGCCAAGCCGGCCCCCUUGGCGCGAUCGGCCCACCCGGCCCUCAGGGCUUAAUCGGUCCACCUGGCCCCGCGGGUCCCCGAGGCAAGCCUGGCUUGGCCGGCCUUCCGGGCGCCGACGGCCUCCCCGGCCACCCCGGCAACCCGGGCAUCGUAGGAUCCAAGGGAGACAAAGGGCCGGUCGGGCCGCAGGGAACCCUCGGCUUCCCUGGGCCGCGCGGGGUCAAGGGCGACCAAGGGAACCGCGGGAUGCAGGGCGAGAAGGGCAGCAAGGGCGACCUGGGCCGACGGAGAGAAGGAGACAUCGGCCCCAAGGGCGAGCGAGGCGAGGUCGGACCCGGGACAGACUGGCCUCGAGGGCCCGAAGGACCCAAGGUGAGCGGGAAGGGGGAGGGAGACGAGGGGGAGCGCUGGGUGUGCGGGAGUGCGUGCGCUGCGCCUUCACUUGUAUUCGCCUUGCGAAGGGCUUCGAAAGGGCCGCGAGGCGAGACGGGACCCCGGGCCCAACGGCGAGAGGAAGCUCGGAGUGCAGGGCUUCCCAGGGUACCCAGGUCCCCCCGGGAUAAGGGUGACAAGGGCUCGCCGGGGCUGACGGGCGAACGGGUGACAAGGGCGAGCGCGGGAACGUCGGUCUGCCCGGGCGAACGGGGCGAGCAGGGCCCCAGGGGCUUCCGAGGCUCCCGCGGCCGCCGAGGAAAGAUGGGUCUGAACGGCCCCAAGGGCGACACCGGCAGCCAGGCCCCCGGGCCCAUUGGCGAGCAGGCCCCAGGGUCCCGAGGGCCUAGGGGCUUCGCUGGUCCCGCUGGGCCACCUGGCGUCGACGGCAAGGACGGCAUCAUGGGGCCCCCGGGAGAGCGCGGUCCUCCGGGCGAAGCUGGGAACCAAGGAGCACCUGGGCCUCCGGGCGUGGUUGGCCCCAUGGGUUCCGCCGGCGAGCCUGGCCCCACCGGAGAUCCUGGUCCUGCCGGUACAUCGGGCGUGCCAGGGGAACCCGGAAGGCCGGGCGAGGCGGGCAAGGAGGGCGCUCCGGGUCCCAUGGGUCCUGCAGGAAAGACGGGCCCCGUGGGUCCUCCAGGUCCGCCGGGCUUCCCAGGAGAGCGAGGCUUGCCGGCAUCCCCCAGGCUUUCAGACACGCUAUUUACUAUGUUCGCUGUCAUCUAUCUUUUCUUGGGUUCCUUGUCACUCAAUUCGUCUGCUUUUCAUCCCUUAGCCUCCACAGGCAACGGGCCUGAAGGGCGAGAUGGGACCCCAGGGCCAGCCGGAUCCACCGGGGACAAGGGCGCCAUGGCUUGGCCGGCGAGGCAGGCCCCAAGGACCCAUGGGCAAGACCGGACCUCGAGGCAGCCGCGGUUCAUCCGGAGCCAAGGGAGAGAGUGGAGAUCCAGGCGUACCCGGACCGACUGGGCGCGAUGGUCUCCCGGACCGAGAGGUCUACCUGGCCCCCCUGGCCCUGUCGGCGAACCGGGCGAGGACGGCGACAAGGGCGAGGCUGGUACCGGGAGAGAAGGCUUCAAGGGCGACAAGGGCAACCAAGGUCCCGCAGGGCCUCCAGGUCCUCAGGGUCUGCGAGGUGCACCUGGCCCCGGAGCACCCGGUGAACGCGGUUCCCGCGGUAUGGGCCAUGCUGGCCGCAAGGGCGAGGACGGCCCACAGGGUCUUCCUGGCCCGACCGGACCACCCGGCCUCCAGGGCCUGCCUGGUCCCUCCGGCGUCAAGGGCGAGAAGGGAGACAUCGGCAAGAGAGGCCUCCCCGGCCCCCUCGGCCCCAUCGGCGAGCAAGGCGUCCCCGGAAGCAAGGGCGGCCCUGGCCUCCCAGGACCCAACGGGCCCGACGGCCCCCAGGGUGCCAAGGGAGAUCCAGGCCAGACCGGCCCCCCGGUCCACCCGGCAAAGACGGCGAACACAAAGAUGAUUGGACGCGAAGGACCUGCCGGACCCAAGGGCGAGGAGGGCAAGCCAGGGCUCCAGGGAUCCCCGGGCAUUCGUGGCCCGAUCGGUCCGCCCGGCCAGGGCAACGCCGGCCCACCCGGCUUCCCCGGCGCCGUGGGAGAACCCGGCAAGCAAGGGCCUAAGGGCAACCCCGGCAAGGACGGCGACGACGGCAAGGUCGGAGAGCCAGGGCCCCCGGAGCCCGGCUCACCCGGCCAGAUGGGGCUCCCGGGCAGCAACGGAAAGCCGGGUCCUGAGGGGCCGGCUGGCGUGCAGGGGCCCCCAGGGCAGCCGGGAGAGAAAGGAGACACGGGCACGACUGGACCUGUGGGGCCUCCGGGUGCCACUGGGCCCCAGGGUCUUCCUGGACCUGAGGGGCUGCCUGGCUUGCGAGGAUCUCCUGGACCUGCUGGCGACCUGGGUCUUCCGGGCAAGGACGGAGCCCCAGGGCAACCAGGUCUUCCAGGUCUCCCGGGUCUCAAGGGCCAGAAGGUCCGAGGCCGCCGCGGGCCGAAGGGACACCGAGAGAUCGGCAUUUCCGGCCCCAAGGGCGACAUGGGCGAGAAGGGCGAGCCCGGCAAGAACGGGCCGCAAGGUCCAUCUGGCUUCAAGGGCGAACCCGGGCCUUUGGGCAUCUUAGGCAUGAAGGGUUCGGAUGGACAGGGUCUGCCAGGUGACAUCGGACCUCCCGGGCCCAAGGGCGUGCCUGGAGCAACUGGCCCCAAAGGAGAACAGGGUCCUUCAGGUCCUCCAGGUCCUCCGGGUCCUCCAGGAGAACUGCCGUUGCUUCCUCCGGAGCUCCUCUUCCAGCGCGAUGCUCCCUACGAUCCUGACGACUCUGGCCGCUUCAAGAGGUCGCCAAGAGGCUCGGACGACUGUAGGAUAGGCGAAGUGUGUGACGACACCCCUGAAGAUGACAUCUCCCCCUCAGUGCCCGCUGGGGGGAGAGGUCGAGCAGGUGGUAGGAGACGCAGACCACCCUCAGCCGUCCCAGUGGAUAGACGACGCAAGAAUCGGCGGAGAGGAGGUUACAAGGCUAGGGAAGCUGUGCAGAGUGACGUGGACACCAGAAGGGAGGCCGUCGACGAGGCCAAGAAGCCCGGCGUCACUCGCAGCGAGACCGACGACUUCGACAUGACGAUGCUCGACAUGUACACCAACAUCUACACCAUGCGGCAGGACCUCGAGCGCCUCAAGAAGCCCAUCGGCACCAAGGAGAACCCGGCCAGGACGUGCAAGGACCUCUACUACGGAUACCCGAAGUUCAUCACGUACGAGACGACGGGCGUGGUCCAGAUGAACUUCCUGCGCCUCCUGUCCUCCUACGCCUACCAGAACUUCACGUACUCCUGCCUCCAGUCCAAAGCUUGGUUUGACCAGGAGAACCUCAACCACAAUAAAGCCAUCAAGCUCAUGGGACAAGAUGAACAGAUAUUUUCCAUCGAUACACUUCAGCCGAAUGUUCUCACGGAUGGGUGUGCUGCCUCGAAAGGCGUCUCGCAGGACAAGUCCCGGACCGUCUUCGAGGUGCGCACGGAGACCCUCUCCCAUCUUCCCCUCGUCGACUUCCAGCCCACGGACUACGGCCUGCCCAACCAGGCGUUUGGGUUCGAGGCAGGGCCCGUCUGCUUCAAGUAGGAGCUUCGAACUCUCGUGCUUCACCUCGGCGCGCUUCGGGUCUUCGCUCCCGCCUCUGUCAUCGAUGGACGCGUCCUGCGACCCCCGCUCGACCUCCUCCGCCUCGUGCCUCGGGGACCCACGUCGCCGGGCCGCAGGGCUCAGGAGGCGGAAGGGUCCAGGACAUCCUGAAGGAAGGCCUGAAGGAUCCGAAGAAGGACCCGAAGGACUUGGAGGCCCUGAAGA
Messenger RNA from Penaeus vannamei (Pacific white shrimp), 9740 nucleotides. NCBI's taxonomy places the organism in Eukaryota, Metazoa, Arthropoda, Malacostraca, Decapoda, Penaeidae. The record is from RefSeq and is a predicted model, not a curated record.